Messenger RNA from Lycium barbarum (goji berry), 1757 nucleotides. Its product is annotated as glucan endo-1,3-beta-glucosidase 14. The coding region runs from base 101 to 1309 and encodes 402 amino acids. The record is from RefSeq and is a predicted model, not a curated record. Gene Ontology annotation, biological process: carbohydrate metabolic process. Gene Ontology annotation, molecular function: hydrolase activity, hydrolyzing O-glycosyl compounds. The transcript has 3 exons. NCBI's taxonomy places the organism in Eukaryota, Viridiplantae, Streptophyta, Magnoliopsida, Solanales, Solanaceae. Gene Ontology annotation, cellular component: plasma membrane.
UUCUUCUCUCCUCUCAAUUCUCUCUCUCUCUUCUCUUCUAAGAAACAUCAAUCAAGAAUCCAUAUUUGUUUAUUCAAGUUAGAGUACUUUACUUGUAUCCAUGGAUGCCCCUUUGAGAUCAAGAACUUCAUUGUGGCAAAUUCUUUCAACAUUCUUUCUCCUAAUUUUAUUAGGUUUGAACAAUAUUGGAGGAGUAGAAUCACUUGGGAUUAAUUAUGGUCAAGUUGCAAACAAUUUACCACCACCAGAUAAAGUCCUUCAACUUUUGCGUGCUCUCAAGAUAACAAAGACAAGAAUCUAUGACACAAACCCUCAAGUGUUGACAACAUUUGCCAACUCCAACAUAGAGUUAAUUGUGACAGUGGAGAAUCAAAUGCUAGCUACAUUAUGUGACCAACAACAAGCCCUUCAAUGGGUAACUAGCCACAUUAGGCCCUAUUUUCCGGCCACAAACAUCACAGGCAUCGCAGUGGGCAACGAGAUCUUCACUGACGGAGACACGUCUUUAAUGACAUAUCUUGUGCCAGCCAUGGUUAACCUCCAUGCAGCACUUGUUAAAACAGGACUUAGUCAAUCCAUUCAAGUCUCUUCCCCUAAUUCACUUGCAGUUUUAGCCAAUUCUUACCCUCCUUCAUCUGGUAGUUUUAGGACUGACCUUAAUGGGAUCAUGCAACAAUUCUUGCAAUUUUUAUCCACAACAAGAUCACCCUUUUGGAUCAAUGCAUAUCCUUAUUUUGCAUACAAAGACAGUCCCACCAAAAUUUCCUUAGACUACGUGCUAUUCAAUUCCAAUCAAGGGAUGGUUGAUCCAUACACCAAGCUACACUACGACAACAUGUUGUAUGCACAGGUAGAUGCGGCUAUAUCUGCAAUUGCAAGAAUGGGUUUUAAUGGGCUAGAAGUUAAAAUUUCUGAGACUGGAUGGCCUUCAAAAGGCGACUCUAAUGAAAUUGGUGCCACACUACAAAAUGCAGCAAUUUACAAUAGGAACAUUUUUAGGAGGCAAUUGCUUAAUGAAGGGACCCCUUUGAGACCUAAUGUGAGAUUAGAUAUUUAUGUGUUUGCUUUGUUUAAUGAAGACAUGAAACCAGGGCCAACUUCAGAGAGGAAUUAUGGCUUGUUUCAACCUGAUGGAACCAUGGUUUAUAAUGUGGGGUUAUUGUCUACUACUUCUACUACUACAGAGCCAUCAUCAGCUUCCAUUUCCCUUGCUUCAUCUGCCCCUCCUAUGGUGAAACAAGUAGGAUAUCAAAGCUUGGCCAACUGGAUGAUGAUGUUUGCAUAUUUUUGCUGGCUUUUAAUGAGAUGAAGAUAACAUGAAGGUUAAAGCGGAGUACUUGGCUAUAUAUACAUCGGCAAGUCUUCUCUUUAAGCUGGUAGAAUCACAAAGAAGGAUACAAAUAGUAAGUCCAAAUUCCAACAGCAAAGGAAAAAAUUAUUUUCAUUUGUUGGGAAUAUUCAUUUGUUAGCCACUGGACGUCUAUGCAUGCAUCAAGAAUGGAGCUCACGACAACUACCACAGACUAUGAAUGGACACAAUGAGCUUUCAUGUAAUAUUUUUUUUUUAAGGGAUCUAGUUUCUCGUUUAAUAGAAAAAGUAUGUAUAGUCGACGUCAUUUAUUGUGUAAUAUAGAGAUUGAUGUUCCGAAAGAUUAACUAGCUCAUUCCUUGCUAGGGUAUUGACAAAAUUCAUUUUGUUAAUUAUGAACAUCCCAUUGUGCAGAGGAUUCUAUAUGAAAUGCAAAGGGCUUACAAUC